This is a messenger RNA of Lathyrus sativus (Indian pea), 1293 nucleotides long. NCBI's taxonomy places the organism in Eukaryota, Viridiplantae, Streptophyta, Magnoliopsida, Fabales, Fabaceae. The record is from the annotation of a GenBank genome assembly.
AUGGGGAAAAUUGGAAAUCAAGAUGUGCAACAAGAAGAACAGAGGGAGAACAACGGUGAUGGCUGUUCACGGUGUUCGGUGGUGCUGAGAUUAUUCAGUUUCAAGUGUUUGUUCAUUCUGUUUUUCAGUUUAGCGGCUUUUGUUUCUGGAGUCUUCUGGAUUCUUCCUAAACAUAAUUCAACCGAAUUGAGCUUUGAUGCUAAAGAUGUAAUUAAGCAUAGUGCUACUGUUCAGGCAUCCUUCAGGCUGGAAAAACCAGCUUCACAGCUUAUUCCAUAUAUUGAAAAAUUGCAAGAUGAUAUAUUUGGUGAAGUAGCUCUGCCAAAUACAAAGGUGGCUAUUUUAUCCAUACACCAAAGUGUUGCACCUAGCUCGUCUGAUGUGGUAUUUGGUGUUCUCUCUGAUCCAAUGAACAUUCCAAUAAAUCCAGUGUACUUGAGUGUGCUGAGAUCAUCACUAAUUGAACUGUUUCUCCAGCAAACCAACCUGACUUUCACAACAUCAGUAUUUGGAAACGCGUCUUUGUUUGAGAUCUUGAAGAUUCCUGGUGGGUUAACUGUAAAACCAGUGCAGUCUGCUUCUAUUUGGCAGAUACCCGAGAUUCUGUUUAAUUUUACUCUUAAUAAUUCAAUAUCCGAAGUCCUGGAUAAGUUUGAUGACUUUGAGGAAGAAUUGAAGCUUGGAUUGCAUCUGAGGUCUGAUGAGAAUGUAUAUGUGCACAUAACAAAUGCACACGGCUCAACAGUAGCUCGUCCUGUAGUAGUGCAGGCAUCUGUCAUGCGAGGGUUUGAGAGCCUUUUGCCACAAAGAUUGAAGCAAAUAGCUCAAACAAUAAGACGCUCUGCUAGAAAAAAUCUUGGUCUUAAUAACUUGGUUUUUGGCAGAGUCAAAGAAAUCAGGUUGUCUUCUUUAUUAAAGGAUACACUGCAUGCUCACCCACCGGCUCCUGCCCCAUCCCCACAGUUAGUUGAUCACUCUGAGCCAUUAAUUCCACCAUACCAUGCUCCUUCUCAUUCUCCAAUAACCCCAACAACUUCUGAGAAACCUCCUUGUUUUGACUGUGAAGUAUUCUCACCUUCACCUUCCACUGUGACCGAGUAUCCUGCAGAUCCCUGUCCAUACAAUUGCUUCAAGCUCCUCCAAGAUGAGGAGAAAUCUAAAAAGUUGUCUCGCAUACUUGCUCCGUCUUCUCAAUCUUCAGCAGGCGGCGUUUUCCACACAGAAAUCUUGCUAAUGGGAUUUUGUUUGCUAUUAGUAUCUUUUGUUUUUAUCAACGAUAUUACAUUUCAAUGA